UGUAAGUUCACCAUUUUAGCGGCCAUUUUGGCCGACAAUUACAAAUAGUACACGUACGGACAAAAAGAUGAGCGGAAGAAGUCCCGUAAAAAUAAGAUUUGCUUCAUAAAUACAGAUUAUUUAUUCACAGGCUUUUGCUUCAUUCGAGAAGCAAUGUAUCAACCACACCAGCCACGGGAUUUUGCUGCCAUGGGCCUUCCCCCGCCUGGCCAGCAGCCCAUCCGCCCACCCAUCAUGCACAUAGGUAUGCCCCCGCUCCUCCCAGGCCUCCCCGGACUGCCCCCAGCCCAGCCCAAGCCCGAAUCCAAGAUGCCACCCCGGCCUGGCUUCGGCAAGGACGGUCGACCAAUCAUGCUGCGGGCCAACCACUUCAAGAUUACCAUCCCACACGACACUAUCAACCAUUACGACGUGACCAUCGUGCCAGAGAAGUGUCCUCGUAGGGUGAACAGGGAAGUGAUGGACACCCUCGUCAAGCACACCAACAGAAUUUUCCAGAACUGCAAGCCGGUGUUUGAUGGUCGUAAAAACCUGUACUGUCGGCUGGAGUUGCCCAUCGGGAAGGAGAGGGUUGACCUGGAGGUGACCCUACCGGGAGAGGGCAAGGAGCGUACCUUCAAGGUGUCUAUCAAGUGGGUAGCCAAGGUGAGCCUGCAGGCCCUGGCUGAUGCCUUGGAAGGGCGGAUCAACAUUAUCCCCUAUGACUCGGUCCAGGCACUGGACGUCGUCAUGAGACACCUGCCCUCCAUGACAUAUACCCCAGUGGGGCGAUCUUUCUUCUCACCCCCUGACGAUUAUUUCCAUCCCCUGGGUGGGGGAAGGGAGGUGUGGUUUGGUUUUCAUCAGAGUGUCCGGCCUUCCAAAUGGAAAAUGAUGCUAAAUAUUGAUGUGUCCGCCACUGCUUUCUACAAGGCCCAGCCUGUGAUAGACUUCAUGUGCGAGGUUCUGGACAUUGGAACCAGCGCUGACCAGCGCCGGCCACUCACAGAUUCACAGCGAGUCAAAUUCACCAAAGAAAUCAAAGGACUGAAGAUUGAGAUCACACAUUGUGGUAACAUGCGUCGCAAGUACCGAGUGUGUAAUGUCACUAGACGAGUUGCUCAAGCUCAGACAUUCCCUCUAGAGUUGGAGAAUGGUCAGACAGUGGAGUGUACAGUGGCCAAGUAUUUCAAGGACCGACACCGGCGUAUAUUACAGUACCCAUUUUUACCUUGCCUGCAAGUCGGCCAGGAGCACCGUCACACUUACUUGCCUCUAGAGGUUUGCAACAUAGUGCCAGGCCAGCGCUGUAUAAAGAAGCUAACUGACAUGCAAACUUCUACCAUGAUCAAGGCAACUGCACGCUCUGCUCCAGACAGAGAGCGGGAGAUCAACAACUUGGUUCACAGGGCACAGUUCAACAACGAUCCCUAUGUGCAGGAGUUCAGUCUCAACAUCAGCACUGAGAUGGUUCGGAUCGAGGGACGUGUCCUCCCGGCACCGAAGAUCCAAUACGGAGGAAAACAGCAGAGUGGUCGGAUGUUGGCGAUCCCCACGCAGGGCGUCUGGGACAUGAGAGGCAAACAGUUCCACACCGGCGUCAAGAUCAGCACCUGGGCCAUCGCCUGCUUCGCCCAGCAACAUCAGUGCAAAGAAGAAGCCCUCAAGAAUUUCACCAGCCAACUCCAAAAGAUCUCCAGCGACGCUGGCAUGCCCAUUGGCAGCCAGCCCGUCUUCUGCAAGUACGCCCAGGGUGCCGACCAGGUGGAGCCCAUGUUCCGCUACCUCAAGAGGCAGUUCCCUGACUUGCAGCUCAUCGUGGUGGUUCUCCCAGGAAAAACGCCCGUCUACGCCGAGGUGAAGAGAAUAGGUGACACGCUCCUGGGCAUUGCCACCCAAUGUGUCCAGAUGAAGAACGUCAAUCGCACCACCGCCCAGACCCUCUCCAACCUCUGCCUCAAGAUCAACGUCAAGCUGGGUGGUGUCAACAACAUCCUGGUGCCCAGCCAAAGACCAGCGUUGUUCCGCCAGCCUGUCAUUUUCCUGGGUGCCGAUGUGACUCACCCCCCUGCUGGGGAUGACAAGAAGCCUUCCAUCGCUGCGGUCGUGGGUAGCAUGGAUGCCCAUCCCAGCCGCUACACGGCCAGCGUCCACGUCCAGCAGCAUCGACAGGAGAUCAUCGCCGACCUCAAGGUCAUGGUCCGUGAGAUCCUGAUCCAGUUCUACCAGACCACACACUUCAAGCCGGCCCGCAUCAUCCUGUACCGCGACGGCGUCAGCGAGGGCCAGUUCCCACAGGUGCUGGCCCACGAGCUGCGUGCAAUCCGAGAGGCCUGCAUGUCCCUGGAGGCAGGGUACCAGCCCGGUAUCACAUUCAUCGCCGUACAGAAGCGGCACCAUACUAGGCUGUUCUGCGCAGACAAGAAGGAGCAGAUCGGCAAGAGUGGUAACAUUCCAGCUGGUACCACGGUGGACACUGGAAUCACCCACCCGAAUGAGUUUGACUUCUACCUCUGCAGCCACGCUGGUAUUCAGGGGACAAGUCGGCCGUCCCACUACCAUGUGCUGUGGGACGAUAACGACUUCACCGCUGACGACCUGCAGUGCCUGACCUAUCAGCUGUGCCACACCUAUGUCCGCUGCACGCGCAGCGUCUCUAUCCCAGCCCCGGCCUACUAUGCGCAUCUGGUGGCCUUCCGGGCGCGCUACCAUCUGGUCGAGAAGGACCACGACGGUUACAUCAGUGGUCAUCAUUCUGGAACCAACAGCAAUGGUGAUGGUAGCCACACUACAAGCACCAGUGGGGGGCGUAGCAUUGAGGAGAUGAUGAGGGCGGUGAAGGUUCAUGACGACAUCCUCCGAGUCAUGUAUUUUGCAUAGUUUGCUCAAGGAGGAGGAAGAAAUCGUCAGGGUAAAGUCGUCCAGGAAAAACAGAACAGUAAAGAUCAUUCCUCUGUGAAUUUUGGGACUCAACAUUUUGGCCAAGAACCAGUCACAGAGUGAUAUCCACUGUGUGGCCUUUUGGCCGGUAACCCGUUUGUUUUUAAGCUUAAGCAAGACUAUUUUUAUGUGUUGAGCAGAUUUCCAUGUUCAGCGGUUUUGUGGCGUUUGAUUUUGUGCAGUGUCCCUGCAGCGUCAGGACAGAAUACAUCACAGGGCAACUGUUCUGGCCCAGAAGCAGCCCAAAGUUAUGGGAUGUUAUGAGCUAUUUUACACAGAGAUUCCGUCGUGCUUUGCAAAAAAUGCCGUUUGCAAAGCAGUGGUUGGAAGUUUUCCGUAACGUUUUGGCCUGCUGACAGUUCUUUUUUAUGAUGUUUGCCAUUCAUUGGAAACAGUAACGCUCACCUAUCGUCCCUGUUUGGGGGAAAUGUCUCUCUUCAAAACUUUGUAAGUGUGGAAUAUGUCUGCUGAGCAAUAAAUAGGGUUACCACUCAAAAGGAUUAUGUUGCCUUGGUGAACUAGGGAGUGUCUCAUAAUUCGGAACGUUCCAUUAGGAACACCAUGUUCUCAUUCCAGAACAGGUGGCCGUUCCACCGGGAACACGGCAUUUCCAUCGGAACACUGCCUGGGAACAGUCUGUGCACAGAAUGGACCAUUCCCUCGAUGCAGGAACGUUCCGAUGGAACACUGAUGUUCCAGUGGGAUCGGUCCAACAGAACGUGAAUGUUCCCGACUUUUUUGAGGUGCUCCCUCAUGACUGAGUGUUAGUUUUUUUUUUCAUUCUGGAUGAAUCUCAUUAAAGUGUUCCAUCAACUCGAUGACAGUUUUUCCUAAUUGUGAAGAAAGUACCACAAAUAUUUCUACUGCACAAUAAUUUUUUUAUUAAUUCCUGAAAACUGACCAAGUGAUACGGCAAUUGUAACAAUAAUGCAAUAAGACUUUAAAAAGAAAGUAUAAUAUUCUACUAGAUUAGAGAACUUUCAGAUGUGCUGGACUCCAACCUAUAAUUGUUGUCCCUGGCAAUAUUUUUGUCGAACCGUGGAUAUUCCAAGUUCCCCAUUUUUGGAGAUACAAUAAGAUUGUAACACUAGGAAGGGUUUUUAAAGUCAUCAUAUGGAUACUUGUACGUUGCUUACAUUCUGUGCAGUGUGUGUUCAAGGGAGUACAUUACACUCGUUAUUGAUUGCAAGAACACCAGAAUUCACCAAAACACCCGUUCAUAGGAUUGCCAGUGGGCUGGGGUAACUUGUUGCCAGAGUUCAGUGAAAAUCAAUUGGGAUGUCGUUUGACUGACUUUUCUGGGUACCGAUACCCUGCAUUUGCCAAUUCUAGUUCCGCCAGGACUCGGUUCGAGUCCUUUUUAAAGCACAUUCGAUGGUGGUUAUGUAAUAAGGUGGCAUUUUCCCUUUUGCAAAUGAUGUCCAGGGUUUGCUCUAUGUGGGAUUGUUAAAUCUGGACAGAAUCAGAAUCGAUGCCAACAGUGUUUGACCUGCCGAAACACACUUGCUUCAUUUGAUGGGUGUACCAUGUGUAAUGUGGUGUUCCCCCCUGAAUAUAUACUGGGCAUUUUCCUGCCACCUCCAAUACUGACCAUUUAACCCUGGCCCCCUGGUUAAAAUAAAAGAUUAACUCCUACUUGUGUAUGUGAGCCACAAUUACCAGGAUUGUGAGCCAUUUGUGUCAACAGUAAACCGUACCAUUUGAAUCAUAGUGCGUGAACCAGUGUAAUGGGUACCAGUGAGCCAUCCAAUAAGCCAUUUGCGAGUUAAAUUUGAAUAAAAUCUGGUGCACUAAGUCAUCUGACUGCAAAUAAACAUUACAAU
Acanthaster planci (crown-of-thorns starfish) is the source of this 4742-nucleotide messenger RNA. Its product is annotated as protein argonaute-2-like. The record is from RefSeq and is a predicted model, not a curated record. Gene Ontology annotation, molecular function: protein binding; RNA binding. Lineage: Eukaryota; Metazoa; Echinodermata; Asteroidea; Valvatida; Acanthasteridae.